GGCCUUGAUGUAACCCACUCCUCCCGGCCAACUUGGUCCUUGAUGCCGAUGAUAAGGAUGCGGAACAGUGGGGUGUUCCCCGCCGGUGACAUGCCGGGUGAUAAGAUAUGGCGGUCGAUCACUUUGGACUCACUCGUCUGCCAGUGUACCAAUCCAAUGACAGUGGUGAACUAAGGGUUGUGAAUGGUCAAUUGAGUAGCUUGCCUUGCCUAGUAGUCGUUCAUGUUGUUACCUGAUAGGAUUGACGCCGUUAGGUGAGGUUGUGGUGGGGAGCACUAUCUCUCCGUAACCCGGGGUUAUUUCUAAAAUGUUGGCCUCUACCCCGAUGCCGGCACCGUGUCGGAAGAGGUCCGAUACUUCAUCAGUUGAGUGCCAUGCACCUCAUCUGCCAUCGUCAUUGCAAACACCUGCACUUGAGAUUAGGCGUCGAUGUCGGCGGAACAAACACAGAUGGCGUCAUCCUCGACCCAACUUCCUCCUCCUCCUCUCCCCUCGGCAUCCUCGCCACCCAAAAGACCCCAACAACACCCAACCCAAGCACCGGCAUCAUAACCGCAAUCUCCCACAUGUUCUCAACCUCCAACAUUCCCCCCUCCCGCAUCGCAAGCGUCACAAUAGGCACAACACACUUUAUCAACGCCGUAAUAGAACAAGACGCAACCCGCCUCGCCCCCGUCGCCGUCAUCCGCCUUUGCGGUCCCUUCUCUGCCACCAUCCCCGCCGGCGUCGACUGGCCCCCGGCCCUGCGCAACAUCAUCUGCGCCCACCGCUCUCUCGUCGACGGCGGGUUGGAGAUUGACGGGGACUUGAUUGCGGAGCUCGAUGAAGAUACCGUCCGGCGCGAGGUGGAGGUUGUACGGGCAAAGGGGAUCAGGAGUAUUGUCGUUGUGGGGAUUUUCAGUCCCAUUGACGUCGUGUAUAGGCAGGAAGAGAGGGCGGCGGAGAUCAUUCGCGAGAUCUACCCGGGAGCUGACGUGGUGAUGUCAAAGGAUGUGGCGAACAUCGGGUUCCUUGAGCGUGAAAACGCGGCUAUUCUCAAUGCUUCUAUCCUACCCUUCGCUAGGCGUACGAUCCGGUCCUUCCAGGAUGCCGUUACGCAGCUAGGCCUCACCUGUCCCGUCUUCGUGACGCAGAAUGACGGGACGAUUCUGCCAGCUGCCGCGGCGGCGCGGUUGCCCAUCAGGACAUUCUCCAGCGGACCAACGAAUAGCAUGCGCGGUGCGGCGUUCCUCACGAGGAACCUAGAGAGAGAGAAGGAGGAGACGGGCCCGAUAAUGGUCGUCGAUAUCGGCGGGACGACGACGGACGUGGGAUUAUUAAUGGCCAACGGGUUCCCCAGACAGGCGGCGGCGUACAGCGAGAUCGCGGGGGUACGGACAAACUUCUCGUACCCAGACGUCAAGAGCAUCGGGCUCGGGGGUGGAUCUAUCGUCAAGAAAGAGAAACGCACCGGCGAGAUGGUGAUUGGGCCGCAGAGCGUGGGAUACCAGAUCCAAACAAAGGCUCUUCUUUUCGGCGGCGAUGUUGCGACGGCUACGGAUUAUACUGUACUCGCGGACCCAGACACCGUCAACAUUGGAGACCGGUCUCUCGUUGAAGGUGCAAGCGGCCUCGCGGAUGACGUACCAGCGUUCAAGGCCAAGGUGAAGGCGAUGUUGGAGCGGAUCGUGGACACGAUGAAGACUUCGCCCGAAGAUAUACCCGUCGUUCUCGUCGGCGGGGGCGCGGUCAUUGCGCCUGAUGAGUUGAAAGGGGCGAGUAGGGUUGGAAAGCCGGCAUGGUCUGGGGUUGCGAAUGCGAUUGGGGCUGCGACGGCGAGGGUUAGUGGUGUUGUGGAUGCGAUUGAAAGUACUGAGACCAAGAGCGUGUCCGAGGCCGUGGAGGCGUUGUCGCGGAGGGCUGUUGAUCGGGCUGUUGAGAAUGGUGCUUUGCGGGAGAGUGUGACUAUUGCUGAGGUGGAGAGUUUCCCUUUGCAGUACAUUGCAAACAAGUCACGAAUCAUCAUCAAAGCCGUUGGAAACUUCGAUUUCUCCAGAUCAGCAUCCCUGGACACAACCACGAUCCCAGACGACAUCGAGCACUGCGACGAAGAACUACCCAGACCACCCGCACCACCUCAAAACGAGGAAGUCUCAUCACCGCAAUCCUUAGUUUAUAUAAAAAACUACAUUGACGGCUACAAGCCAAAGGUUCUCAACCGGCAAUGGCAUCUCUCCGAAACAGACCUCGAUUGGAUCACCACAGGCUGCUACAUCCUCGGCACAGGGGGCGGCGGCUCUCCCUACCAGCACAUGCUCCGCCUCCGCGAAAUGAUGCGCGCAGGCGCCACGGUCAAGAUAAUCUCCCCUUGCGACCUCAAGGACGAUGAUAUUGUAGCCUGCGGCGGCGGGAAGGGAUCGCCGCAAGUAUCCAUCGAAAAGCCGUACGGUGAUGAAAUCAUGGAGUCGCAGAGAGAACUCUACGCAUAUCUCAAGACGAAGCCCACUGCCGUGAUAUCCCUCGAGAUAGGAGGCGGCAACGGCCUGCAGGGCCUCAUCCUCGGCGCCAGCACGAAUCUCGAUAUCCCAACAAUCGACGGCGACUGGAUGGGUCGCGCGUAUCCCAUAUCUCACCAAACCACGCCGGUAGUCUUUGAGAAGAAGGCGACGAUGAUUCCGUCGUGUAUAUCAGACGGGAACGGCCGAAUCAUGCUCAUGACAAAAGCCCGCACAGAACUCGACGCAGAACGCGCCUUCCGCGCCGCCCUCUCACAGAUGGGCUCCCACGUAGGAUGCGCAAAGGGACCCGUCAGCGGCCGCGAUGCCAAAUCCUGGGUUGUUGAGAAUACCGUCUCGCUCUCCUGGAGGAUUGGCCGGGCCGUUGCAAUGGCGCGGUGUACCAACGCUGUUGACACAGUCGCCGAGGCCGUCGUUGAUGUCGUUGGCGGGAGGCAGUCGGCGCGGGUGUUGUUCAGGGGCAAGAUUGUAGGCAUCGAGAGAGUUACUAGGAUGGGGCAUGCGUUUGGUGAGGUUAUUAUUGAGGGGUAUACUGACGGCGGUAAUGAUGGCGGCGGGGCGGUUGAGAAGUUUGUUAUACCGUUCAAGAAUGAGAAUAUUCUUGCGAAAAAGGUUGGUGGUGAUGGGAAGGAAGAUCUGACGUUCAUGAUACUCAAACAGAUCCUCGCAAUCGUCCCAGACCUAGUCUGUGUCCUCGACGCGCAAAACGGCGAGGCCCUCGGCACGCAAGAAUACCGCUACGGCCUCUUCGUGGUAGUGCUCGGCAUCACGGCGUCGGACAAGUGGACGUCGACGGCGCGGGGCAUCGAGAUUGGCGGGCCCAAGGGGUUCGAAAUGGACGGGUUGGAAUAUGUGCCUCUUGGGACGUUUACGAAGCCGCGGAGCGUCAUUGACGAGUUUGGGGGCUAG
Messenger RNA from Colletotrichum acutatum, 3404 nucleotides. RefSeq names its product hydantoinase. The transcript is spliced from 7 exons. The record is from RefSeq and is a predicted model, not a curated record. Bases 375 to 3404 code for a protein of 1009 amino acids. Gene Ontology annotation, biological process: glutathione metabolic process. Gene Ontology annotation, cellular component: cytosol. Lineage: Eukaryota; Fungi; Ascomycota; Sordariomycetes; Glomerellales; Glomerellaceae. Gene Ontology annotation, molecular function: 5-oxoprolinase (ATP-hydrolyzing) activity.